CCCUUUUUCCCCAAUCACCCCCGCCACUCCCACACCCUCCCUCUCGCUUCUGCACCGUAUCUACGACCCACUCUCGCCGACCUACGCGCCUCCUAGGGUUUUCAGCAAUGACGGUGGAACUGACGCCGAACGCGGUGGUCGCCAUCAUCGGCGGCAAUGUCGACUUGAAGCCGGUGUUGCAGGUCACCGAUAUCAAUCCCAUCAGGCCCACCGGCUUGCCAGUGUGUUACCGGUUGAUGGUUUCCGACGGCGUUUGGUCUCAUCACGCCAUGGUCGCCUUUCAGCUCAAUGACCUAUUUGGGACUGACUUUGGGACUGACCAGGUCAGGAAAGGCUCCGUCGUCCGGUUCACCGACUACAUUUGCACCAAUGUCCAGGACCGCAAGCUUAUUGUUGUGAUGAAUAUGGAAACUAUUGUACUGGACUGGGAGCUUAUUGGGAAUCCAAAACAAUAUGUAAAGUCUGGUACAACUGCUCAAACUGCAUUGCCUAAGAACAAUUUCCAGCAGUCUGCCUAUGGCAACAUUCAUAUGAUUGGCCAAGAGCCUGUUUCCAAAUGCCAGAAUCCCAGGCCCUCUUUUCAUCCUGAAAACUCUGUUUCCAGUAUGCCAAAUGUCAGACCUACAUUUCAAUCUGAAAGCUCUUCUGACAGUGUUCCGAAUCCGAGACCUACAUUUCAUCCUGAAAGCUCAGCUCCCAGCAGGGACGGAACCAGAAAAUUAAAUUGAGGGGGCCUAAAUCUUAGGUUGCCAAAUUCUUCAAGCUUUUUUUUUUAUUUCAUGCUAAGCAGUUUUAUAUCAGAAAUAUCAAUCGACUUUGGAGGCCAAUAUUUCUCACCUCAGGAGAGCAUAAGCUCUGAAAUUUUGUGGGAUUGUAUAUCUCUAUGUCUAGUGUUUUCCUCUAAAAGGAUUUUUCAUUUGGAAUCGUAAAACUUGUGGAAUAUUGAUUGGAA
Molecule: messenger RNA, 952 nt
Organism: Rosa rugosa (rugosa rose)
Lineage: Eukaryota; Viridiplantae; Streptophyta; Magnoliopsida; Rosales; Rosaceae
Product: replication protein A 70 kDa DNA-binding subunit A-like
Exons: 2
Coding region: 108-728 (206 amino acids)
Biological process (GO): DNA replication
Cellular component (GO): nucleus
Molecular function (GO): DNA binding
Source: RefSeq, a predicted model, not a curated record